Epithele typhae is the source of this 1038-nucleotide messenger RNA. RefSeq lists its product as uncharacterized. Gene Ontology annotation, biological process: lipid metabolic process. Gene Ontology annotation, cellular component: membrane. Gene Ontology annotation, molecular function: oxidoreductase activity, acting on the CH-CH group of donors. The record is from RefSeq and is a predicted model, not a curated record. NCBI's taxonomy places the organism in Eukaryota, Fungi, Basidiomycota, Agaricomycetes, Polyporales, Epitheliaceae. The coding region runs from base 1 to 1038 and encodes 345 amino acids. The transcript is spliced from 9 exons.
AUGGCCGGCCCGGUGCACGUCCUCGAUAAUGACUACCUCGCCAUCUCUCUUCUCGUCACCGUCGCCUACCAAUGCUCGGCUUUGCGAUUGCGUGGACGUUCCAGGUCUCGAUACUUCUUUGCCUUUUCGUCGUACUAUGCUCAUCUUCUCCAGUUCGACAAAAUCACCGACUUCACUGGAGGAUCAAACUUCUUCAUCCUUUCCCUCCUAACGCUGCUCCUUGGACAACACUUCGCGGCCAGGAACAUCGUCACUAGUGUUUUCGUCAUGAUCUGGGCCGCUCGUUUGGCAGGUUUCCUCCUUUUCCGCGUCUUGAAGACAGGCAGCGACACUCGGUUCGAUGACAUCCGGUCUCAUUUCUUCAAAUUCUUCGGCUUCUGGGUGGGCCAGAUCAUUUGGGUCUGGGUGGUGUCUCUACCGGUUAUCGUCCUCAACUCGCCCAAGGUAUCGAGCGGUGUAGCUCCCGCCUUUGGAACCGCCAGCGACAUACUCGGAAUCCUCAUCUGGUCCGUUGGCUGGCUUAUAGAGUCCGUCGCCGACUUGCAAAAGUACCGCUACAAAGCGUCUGGACCCCCGAAAGAGAAACUCAUCGACUAUGGUCUCUGGGCGUGGUCGCGUCAUCCUCCGUAUUUUGGCGAGAUCCUGUGUUGGUGGGGCAUCUGGACCCUCGCCGUUGCUCCAAGCGUCAGUGGAACAGUCAGCCCCGGAGCGCGGGCUGCGCAACUGGCCGCGCUUGUGUCGCCUCUGUUCACUAUGGUUCUGCUCCUGUUUGGCUCUGGGGUACCCACCGCCGAGAAACCCGCGGCGCAGAAGUAUUACAAGAUGUCGUACCCCGACGAUGACUCUGGCACAGACAACGACUUCCACGAACGCCAGCCCCAGAACGCGGCGUGGGCAAAUUACCAGACGUAUCGUGCACAGACGUCGAUUCUCGUUCCGAUGCCUCCAGCUUUGUAUCGCGUGCUCCCGCGCUGGUUGAAGCAGACUGUGUUCCUGGACUUGCCGAUGUACGAGUGGGUUCCAGGAAAGGGACAAUGA